Odontomachus brunneus is the source of this 3819-nucleotide messenger RNA. RefSeq lists its product as uncharacterized. The record is from RefSeq and is a predicted model, not a curated record. The transcript has 2 exons. Lineage: Eukaryota; Metazoa; Arthropoda; Insecta; Hymenoptera; Formicidae. The coding region runs from base 775 to 2442 and encodes 555 amino acids.
AUUGAUCGAGUUACAGCCUGUUGAAAAGUCAGGUAACCUUGCGGAGCGCUGCGGCUUAUAUGCGUGUCGUCCUCUUUUGGGUCUUUGCAGCUGCUCUAUUAUUUUUUUGUUAUAUUUCUACGUGGCUACCGUUAGGCAGUGAUGGAUUUUGGCAAGAUAUUCGCCGUCCCAGGAAUUUUCGCAUGCGUAAGCGACGUCACAACUAGAAAUCAGCUGCGUUCAGAAAUGUAUCUAGAGUGCAGUAGUAGGUACUAUAAGGUGGCUCUUGUAUUGUUCUCAUGUGUGUUUAUAAACAAGUGUCAACGUGUACUGAGUGAAUAGCUGAAAAAAUAAUAAAUUUGUUAGAACAAAGAAGAUGGAUGAUCCGCAGCAGCCGACAUCAAGUGGCAUCGAAAAAAGGAGCAAGAAACCAAAAAGGAGAGUAUUCCAGUAUUACAGUAAAUAACAAAUAUGUCAAUUUCCUUAUUAUUAUUCAUAUUACUUGCACUCUAUUCCUAUCAAAGCAAUUUUCCUUCCUCCUGCUAAUUCCUUCACAUUUCUUUUCUCGCAGGGCCCUAUACCUCAGAUUCGACGAAAGUAUAUACGUCAGUGAGGACUCCGAGCGUUUGCUCUGUACGCAUGCGCGAGACAUAUCUUGCUAAAAUCCAUCACUGCCGUUCGGACGUUAGCUAGGUCAUUUUCUCAGUUUUUACUUCAGUAUACUUCGAAACGUUGAAGUGGUAGAACGUUCUUCAAGUUUUCGAUUAUUUACAAUUAUUUUUUCGGUUUUGCAUCAUGUUCCUUAAUACGAAAAGAAAUAAAGCAAGUAAUGUGCAGCCUGAACAUAAAUCCAAGAAAAGAAUAUUUUAUGGAAAUCGACAUACAAAUGAAACAGAGGUGUCGUUCGCUAGUACUUCCGCAAAAAAACUGAAGAAUAAAGACGAUUUUGAAAUCACAAUCGAUGCCAUGAAUGGAUAUCGAAUUAUACACUUCAUGUUUGUUUUUAAUAUACUGAAAACUUUACUGAAGUGUAAAAAAUGUGACAGUGAUGUACAUUUUUAUGUGAGAGGAGAACAAGGUUUGGGAUUUAAAAUUAUUGUUGAUUGCGAUUGUGACUUAACUGAAAUUGAUUCUUGUCCCAAAAUAAACAAUAAAUCGUUUGAAAUAAAUCGACGAAUGGUUUUUGCAAUGCGUCUCAUUGGAGUUGGAUUACAAGGCAUCAAUACUUUUUGUGGUUUGAUGGACUUAGGUCAAGGACUAGCGACCAAUGUAUAUUAUGCAUGCCUUGAAAACAUCUGGACUGCCAGUAAAGCAGUUUUUGAUACUGUCAUACUAAAGGCAGCAUCAGAAGAGAAGGAAAAAAAUACUGAAGCAGAAAAUGAAUCUUUGGGCUUAACUGUCUCGGGCGAUGUAACAUGGAGUAAGAGAGGCUAUUCGUCAUUGUUUGAAGUUGUCACGUUAAUUGGAAAGUAUUCAGAUAAAAUUGUGGAUUUGAUCGUCAAGUCUACGUUUUGUCAGGCUUGCAAUGAUUGGCAAAAGAAAAACGAUGAGGAAUUUGAAGCGUGGUAUGGAGGGCAUAAAAAACAUUGCGUAAGCAAUCACACUGGGAGCGCCGGCAAAAUGGAUGGUGUGAUCGAAAUGUUUGCGAGAUCUGAGACACUUCAUGAAGUCAAAUAUAUUAAUUAUAUCGGUGACACAAAAACAUUCAAGGCGCUCUUAGACAGUAAGCCGUAUGGAGAUGAACUUCCAAUUACAAAAGAAGAGUACUUUGGACAUGUAAAAAAACGUAUGGAUUUUCGACUGAGAGCCGCUAAGAGAAACAAUAAAAGACUUUGUGGUAACGGUCCUGGAAAAUUAACCGAUGCCUUAAUAAAUGACUUAUCGACAUACUACAGUAUGGCAAUAAUCCAUAAUUCUGAUUCUGUCGAUGCUAUGAAAGAUGCAAUAUGGGCUACUUUUUAUCACAAGUGCUCGACGGAUGAAAAUCCACAACAUGAUAAGUGUCCGCCCGGUGAAUCAUCAUGGUGUAAAUGGAAACAAGCCGAAGCUAAUAACGUUUUAGAAUAUGAACAUCCAGCUCCACUUACGUUACAGGUCCAAGAAGUCAUUCGAUCUAUUUAUGAGGACUUAUCGUCGGAUGAUUUAUUGAAACGAUAUGUAGAUGGUUACACUCAAAACAACGAGUGUUUCAACUCUUUGAUUUGGAGUUUUGCACCGAAACACAUAUUCUGCACAAGAAAAACUAUUGAAAUUGCAUCAUUUUUGGCAGCAUGCAUUUUCAAUGAAGGUUUUAAUUCUGUGCUUCGAAUAAUGGAAGCCAUGGGAAUUAAAAUUGGGAUGAACGCGUCAAUAAUGGCUACCAGAGAAGAUAAUAAACGGAGAAGAAACGCUGACAAACGUGCUCUACAAGCUUCGUCGAUCUGCCCGUCGGUUGGAGAUUGCAACAAAAAACGAGCUGAAUGAAGAGGAAAAGGGAGUACUAUACGGUCCUGGGACCGCCGGCUAGCUAUAAGUACUACUUAAACUUUAAACGCGUUUUUCUCGAAACGACGUUUUUGAAGUUGGUGGAAGUUCUGUACAAGUCCCAAAUCAUGCGAUCGAUAUGAUUUUGGUCUUAAAAUGUUCGGAAAUACCGCUUCUCUAAAGUAGACUAGAAUAAAGAGAAACUAUUGAAAACUUUUUGUUUAUGAAUAAAUAACUGCAACAAUUUUUCGUAAAAAUAACACAUUUUUUGUUUGAAUGACUACAACUCACUCAAAAAUUUUUGUAAUUUUUUUAUUUUAGUCUAUAUGAAGCACAAACCUCUAUAGAUUAUAAAAAAAUUUUUGUUUUUUUUCAGGUCAUUUUUCAGCCUCUAAGAACUUCCACCAGCUGGCAAUCUGCGUUUCGCCGCACACUCCGCCCACCCGGCCCGUCCAGCUUGUCUAUUACUUAAAUUGUCGUAGCGAUUUUUUUUAUGUUUAAUUAAAAUAAAUUUAAAUGUAUUCCAAAUUUUAGAAUUUUAUCUUUAAUAGUUUCUUUUCUAUAAAUUCCAAAAAAUUACCCAUUUUUCUGGCCAACAAAGUGGAAACCCCCCUUAAUGCAACCUACUUGCGACUGUUUAGAUGUUUCGCCUUUUUCGUUGGUUGUAAUGUGGAUAAAGUGUUUGAUUCCUCACUGUAAUAAGAUUCCUCGUCCAUGCUACUGUCCUCGCACGCGGUGCCCCCGUCGUCGUCCUCGCUGUCUGUCGAAGAAGCAGGGGAAGAGAGCUCGGUGGUCACCGAGAUCUGACGACGAAAUUUUUGCAGGGAUCUCUGCGAGUCUUGUGGUUGAAGUAAUCGACGGAAUCCCGAGCCACCCCAAAUCCUUCCUAUUUAUGAUAUUACAUCAAUGAAUCGUUCUUUUCAUAUAGAACGCGAAAGGAUGUUACAUAUAUCGUAUAACAACUCACCAAGUAGACCAAGUUUUGGCCUUGGCGGCAUGAGUUCAAUACCAUUCCACCACAUCACAUCCUUGCAGACCAAUUUGCCCGGACGGAGAGACGGAUCGCGUGUCACUAGUCGUGUGAUUUUUUCUGGAAAGAAGAGCUGAGGGGGCUCAAUAGCUAUUACUUCUCUAUGUGCUGUUAAGAUAUUUAACACAUUUAAUUCCUUUUCACUCCUUAUGUCUGGUACGUGUUCCUAAAAAACAAAAAAAGAAGUAGAAACAGGACCACAGGUUAUAUCACAGCUACGCGGUACUUUUAUAUUUUGUAUGUCAUAUUUAUAUAUCUCUUUUUAAAAUAGUACAUAUUUAUUUAAUAUAAUAAAAUAUAAAUAUAAUAAUAUAAUAAAAUAUAAAUAUAAUAAAAUAAAAUAUAAA